GUCACGUGCCACGCGUCCGGGGCGGAGCCGAGCCAGGAUUUUUUAGGGUCCAGGCACCUAGGGCUCCCCAGCCAGCCCUGUCCUUAGUUCCUCUCUCUGUACCACCCGUUCCACGACAGCCAAGAUGAUGUGUGGCGGGCCAUCCGCCACAAUGCCGGCCACGGCCGAGACGCAGGAGAUCGCCGACAAGGUCAAGCACCAGCUGGAAGAGAAAGAAAAUCAGAAGUUCGGUGUCUAUAAAGCCAUAUCCUUCAAGACACAGGUGGUGGCCGGUCGCAACUUAUUCAUCAAGGUUGAUGUUGGUGAUGAUAAAUAUGUGCACUUGAGGGUGUUCGAACCCCUCCCGCACGAAAACAAGCCUUUGACCUUGUCUUCCUACCAGACCAACAAAGAAAAACACGAUGAGCUGACCUACUUCUGAGUCUGCAGCCGCUUUGCCAAAUGCUUCAUCUCUCCGAUCUGUGUUUGGGUCCACGAAGUAAAUACCCCUCUGUGAUUGAGGCGGUGGGGUGGGGUUAAGCAGCUUCUUUAGUGAUUCCCGAACUACAUUGUGUUUUGUUUUCUUCCAAAUAAUUAUUUUCAGAAAGCUGUAUAUGAUCUCUCUAAAUA
This is a messenger RNA of Acomys russatus (golden spiny mouse), 609 nucleotides long. It is a transcript of the gene Cstb, whose product is annotated as cystatin B. Gene Ontology annotation, cellular component: cytosol. Gene Ontology annotation, molecular function: cysteine-type endopeptidase inhibitor activity. The transcript has 3 exons. NCBI's taxonomy places the organism in Eukaryota, Metazoa, Chordata, Mammalia, Rodentia, Muridae. Bases 125 to 421 code for a protein of 98 amino acids. The record is from RefSeq and is a predicted model, not a curated record.